Molecule: messenger RNA, 1957 nt
Organism: Jatropha curcas
Lineage: Eukaryota; Viridiplantae; Streptophyta; Magnoliopsida; Malpighiales; Euphorbiaceae
Product: Haloacid dehalogenase-like hydrolase (HAD) superfamily protein
Biological process (GO): deoxyribonucleotide catabolic process
Molecular function (GO): 5'-nucleotidase activity
Source: RefSeq, a predicted model, not a curated record
AUCUAUAGCUUAAUGUCAAAAGGAGGAAAUUAAGGCAAAUUACACGCCUUAACCAACAAUUAAAUAGUUGUUAAUCGCAAGCAAAUGUUUUCUUCUAUAUAGACAGGUUAGAGAGAAAGCUUGCGUCUUUCAGUAUCACUAAAAAAAAGAGACAAUCGAUUCCCCGCCCACCUAUCUUUUUCUCUUCUUGGAUAUUCGUUUCUACUGAUAAUCACAACUCCCCUCUUUUUUAAAUGGAUUUGAUUCGAAUCGAAUACAAGAAAUUCCCUUUAUCUUAGGAUUUUCAUUCUUGUUAAUUCUAAUUAUUUUUUAACACAUUAUGACCACUGAUUCAUUCUUGUUUUGCUACCCAAAAAGUGGCGACGGAUAACCGAGAAAGGGAUACUCAAGAUUUCUACAUUAAUUGCUGUGUGAUUUAAUUAACCCAUUUCAUCUUUUUAAUCAAAAUAUUUUCUUUCUUGAUCUUCUCCGAUUUUUGUAAUUUUGUUUUUUAAAAAAAAUUUAGAGAAUUGAUUUCCCUUUUCUUUUUCCUUGGUAAUUUGGAGAUUGGUUAAUUUAGAUUCCACUUUUCAGUUUUUUUGGGUGUUGAUGGUGGAAUGUGAGUGUUAUUAGGUAUGUUAAAGAGGCAAAGCACCUUCCGGUUAUUCACUAACUAUUUCUCUGCCCCAAAUCAUCGCCACCACCGUCACAAUUAUAAAGCUCUGAUCAUGGCUUAUAUAACCCGUAAUGAUCCUUUCUCCAAGGGAUUUCACAAUCUACCUCAGCCGGUUAUGCCUUCCUCUUCAAUUAUCCCUUUUAUUAAGAGGACUACUGUUUCCAUUGACAAUACAGGCAGUGCUAGUGUUGGUUUUAGGAUAAACAGAGGACGCGGUGUUUGUUUAACGGUAAUAGGUUGCUCUGAUUCUCAUAAACCUCCUCGUGCAGUAGCUGCUCCACAAAAUCAAUUGGUGCGUGAGUUCGAGAAUCGAUUGGAAGAUGGUAGUAGCAGCAAGACAAGUGCUCGAUAUAUAAAUGGUCAUGAGACUUGUCAGGGUGGAAAGCCUCUUGGCUUCCCUGAUUAUCCUCUCACUGGAAAAAUUGUUGUUGCAGUUGAUGUUGAUGAGGUUCUUGGAAACUUUGUAUCGGCCUUGAACAGAUUUAUUGCUGAUCGUUAUUCUUCUAAUCAUUCAGUGGCAGAAUACCAUGUUUAUGAGUUCUUCAAGAUAUGGAAAUGUUCCCAUGAUGAAGCUAAUAUUCGUGUCCAUGAAUUCUUUAAGACAUCAUAUUUCAAGUCUGGGAUAUAUCCAAUCCCAGGUGCUCAGAAGGUGCUUCAUAAGUUGUCAAGACUGUGUAAUCUGUCUGUUGUGACGUCGCGGCAGAAUGUUAUCAAAGAUCACACAAUUGAGUGGAUAGAGAAGCACUAUCCUGGUGUUUUUCAUGAGAUUCACUUUGGGAACCAUUUUGCUUUGGACGGAGAGUCCAGACCUAAGUCAGAAAUAUGCAGGACCUUAGGUGCAACAGUUCUGAUUGAUGACAACCCAAGAUAUGCCAUUGAAUGUGCUGAAGCUGGAAUUAAGGUUCUACUUUUUGAUUAUGAGAACUCAUAUCCUUGGUGCAAGACCGAUUUGGUUCGUCAUCCCCUGGUCACUAAAGUUCAUAACUGGGAACAAGUGGAGCAACAUGGCUUUUGGGAACACAGGAGAUCAGCCAGAUAAAGCUCUGGUGUAUGAGCAGAAGCAGAAAAAAGAAGAAUUAUAAUAGUUAAAGUGAUAAUUUUGUAUAUGAUCCCUCUCUUGAGGCAUUAGAAGAGAAAUAGGAUAGCACGUUGCCAAUUUGAUUGGACAGGCUAUAUGUGACAUGCUUACUAUUCUGCGAAAGUCCUUUGUUCGUCGCAUAGCUCAGAGCAUGGUCAGGGUUUUAUUUGCCUGGAUUUAGAUCUACAUAAUAAAAUUCAACAAUGUAGUUGCCUGAUUUGCAA